AAUUGAAUUAUGUAUGUGUGAAAUUGUAAAAUUAUUUUGUUCAUUGAUAUUCUAUCUUUCAUCUAACACACAGCCUGCUGUUGGAACCAGUAUAAACCAGGCUAUCCUGCAUAUACUCGUAAUCUUGCAAAACUCUUUUAUUAUAAACCUAAUGGUGUGUAUGUUUAUUUGGAAGAAGAUAUCAAGGGUUUUGACAUUCACCUCAAUAACCAGUUUUUUUCUUUAUUUCAGACACUACAUUUCGACGUUUCUAAAUCAGGGUCUGACCAACGAACGUUCUGGUUUUCAAAACGCGUCACUGCAAAGUUUGUCACCAUUUUCACACCAAAGACGAUGGGUCUAAUGCCCACAUGUUUGAAAUUUGAGUUACUAGGAUGUAGGCAAUCAGGUCAAGUUCUAUAUUUUCAAUCCCUCGAAUAUGGCAUGAGCAAGGAGGUGGGAUACGUCAGCGAGAUUUUCGACGAUAGGACAUUACUCACAAAUUUAGGCUUCCCUUAUCAGUACAAAACUAACCAAGUUUAUAAAUGGCUAAUCACAUACCCGGACAAGCAUUAUAUUAAACUAAUAUUCACACAUAUUGAACUAAACGCUGUGGUGGAACCAACGAUGUGCAAAGACAUUUUGAAAAUAUCGAACCAUAUUGCUGAUUCAGAAUUUGUAAGACAAAUAGAUCAAGACUUUAAUCAUGUUAUUAAAGACUCAUUAGCAAUAGAAACAAAGGAGUCUCAGCUUAUUUUGUCUUUUGAAACUUGUCCAUAUCAAUUGACAGCACAAUCGGGAAAAGGCUUUAGCUCUUUCGUUACCUAUGAAAACAUACCAGCUUGUUUUUCUCUACGUCCACGCAUUCUUUGGAAUAAAGGGUUACGAGAAAUUUGCCGUCAGUCUAUCAUGCUUAUAACAUCAAUGGCGUUCCUCGGCUUCCCAUUUCUACAAACAACUGAGCAAUGGACUAUCAAUAAUCCAACUAAGAGGAUUCAUUUGCAAAUAAUUUCAUUUUAUGUCCCGUGCAAAAAUGUGUAUUACAAGUCGGAAUUCAAAAUAAUAGAUAUCGAAGAUGAGAAGGUUUACUGCAAUAUCAACAAGCCCCCUAAAAGCAUUAAAUCAUCAUUCGACAAUAUUACCGUUUACUUUUACAAAGGAACAGAUCCAUGGCCGAAAUUACCACAUAUUGAAGGAUUCAGAAUCGUUUACAGUGCAAUAGCUAAGGAUGAGGAAGAAGAAAAUGGAAUAUUGAUAAAUCAAACUGCAUUAUCAAAAGGGUAG
Ruditapes philippinarum (Manila clam) is the source of this 1263-nucleotide messenger RNA. RefSeq lists its product as uncharacterized. NCBI's taxonomy places the organism in Eukaryota, Metazoa, Mollusca, Bivalvia, Venerida, Veneridae. The record is from RefSeq and is a predicted model, not a curated record. The transcript has 6 exons. Bases 334 to 1263 code for a protein of 309 amino acids.